This is a messenger RNA of [Torrubiella] hemipterigena, 1503 nucleotides long. The record is from the annotation of a GenBank genome assembly. NCBI's taxonomy places the organism in Eukaryota, Fungi, Ascomycota, Sordariomycetes, Hypocreales, Clavicipitaceae.
AUGCCUUGCUCGCGGCUGGUGGCUGCUGCUAGCUUUGCACAUCUUUUCCCUCUUGUCGUUGUUAUAAACACCUCGCUUCUCCCGACCAUCAGCUGUCCGAGUCAUCUUUGGUAUUUCGUAUCUCAUCUCAUCUUUUGUUCUCUUUUUUCUCUUCCAAUCCGGCUUUCGCUUUCCCGACCCUACAAAACGAAACAGUCUAUUACUACGUACUACGAAGCUUAUAGCUGCUACUGCUGCUGCUGCGUCGUCACCACCUAUACCCAACCCACCACAGCGCGAGUCCUACAAACACCACACCACACCACAGUCACAAUGGGUAAUGUCGGACGUGCAUUUUGCGUGGCCCUCCCGAUCAUAAUGAUCAUUGGCGCCAUUGGCAGCUUGCUCGCCGCCACUCUCGCCGGUGUCGCUCACCAGCGCCUCUUCCUCUUCCACAUCAACAUGACUGAGGCUAGCAUCAGCCCACUCGAUCUACAAAAUUUGGCCAAUAAAGCUGGUCUGGGCACCGUCGACUUUGGUAACAUCAUCAACAACGCCGGUAACGAUAUCAAGAACGGUGGCCAGAAUGCCGCCAACGCCUUUGGCAGUCAGGCUGGCAAGGUUGCUGGCGAUGUGAAAAACGGUGCGGACCAGAUUGGCAAGGACAUCUCCAACGGCGCCAACAACAUUGGCAACACCAUCAACCAUGCCCUCAACGGAAGAUUCGCCGAUAUCGAGAUCAGAACCGAAAACAUCACUGCUAAGAAGUUUGGUCUCGCCGAUGCCUAUGAUGUCAGCCUUUGGGGUUACUGCCGCACUGUCGGUAAGGACAGAACCUGCACAUCGUCUCAGUUUGACUGGGCUUCCCAUGUCUUGAACGACACAUAUCUGAACGACCUUGGCCACGACGUCGGCAUCAAGAAUGUUGCCCUGCCCAAGGAGGUUGCCGGUGCCAUCCACACCUACAACACCGUCAACAAGUUCACUGAGAUUGCUUUCAUCGUUGCCCUUGUUGCUCUCGGCAUCGAGCUUGUCAUUGGUAUCUUUGCUACCAUGUCCCGUGCCGUUUCCUGCCUGGUCUACCUCUGGGCCUCGUUCGCUACUCUACUUGUCUUCGUUGCCUGUGGUAUGGCUACUGCCCUCGCUACUGCCGUCAUUGGCGCUGUCGAGGCGACGGCCAAGUUCUAUGGUGUCCGCGCCAACUUCUAUUCCAACUUCCUGGCCGUCAUUUGGAUUGGCGCUGCCUUUACCCUUGGUGCCAACCUUUUCUGGAUCUUCACCAUCUGCUGCUGCAAGCCUGAGCACCGCCGCAACAAGUAUGCCCGUGAUUCUUACGGUGACAGCGAGAAGCUGAUGCCCCAGAGAGGCUAUGCUCCUCUCAACAACGACCACGAGCACAAUGGCUUCUACAACAACCAGGCACCGCAGCGACAGAGCGCCCCUACUUACAACGCCAACCCUCGCUACCCCAGCGGAGCUGGCCGUACCGACCUGGCUUAUGAGCCUUACUCUCACCGCGCCUAA